CGAUGGCGGCCAUUCGGAAGAAGCUGGUGAUCGUGGGGGACGGAGCGUGCGGGAAGACCUGUCUGCUCAUCGUCUUUAGUAAAGACCAGUUCCCCGAGGUCUACGUGCCCACCGUGUUCGAGAAUUACAUCGCCGACAUCGAGGUCGACGGAAAACAGGUGGAGCUGGCACUGUGGGACACAGCAGGCCAGGAGGACUAUGACAGGCUGAGGCCUCUGUCCUACCCUGACACAGAUGUCAUCCUCAUGUGCUUCUCCAUCGACAGCCCUGACAGCUUAGAGAACAUUCCGGAGAAGUGGACUCCUGAGGUGAAGCACUUCUGUCCCAACGUUCCCAUCAUCCUGGUGGGCAACAAGAAGGACCUGAGGAACGAUGAGCACACCAGGAGAGAGCUGGCCAAGAUGAAGCAGGAGCCAGUGAAGCCUGAGGAGGGCAGGGACAUGGCCAACCGCAUCAGUGCCUUCGGCUACCUGGAGUGCUCCGCCAAGACCAAGGACGGCGUGCGCGAGGUGUUUGAGAUGGCCACUAGGGCGGCGCUGCAGGUCCGCAAGCGCAAGAAGAGAUCCGGUUGUCUGCUGCUAUGAGCUGUCAGCACAGCUCAUAAACAACAACAACAACAUCAACAUCAACACACAAGAGUGACUGAGCAGUACCACACUUCGUACUGUAUGACAUAUCUCACAUUUUACGCCAAGCGGAUGAACGUGCUGAAUCCUGGAAGGAACAGUGGAAGGAUGGGUUUUAGGACGACGCAGGUUCAAAAUGGCUGUUUCAACUGCUUGUGUUUAGCUUGUUUCCUUCAAUGACACAAUCUGUCCUUUUCCUGACGAUAUUCCUGUUCCGGUUUUUCCUCCACUUAUCCACUGAGAAGAGUUUGUGUUUGUCUGCAACGUUAGCUUGUUUUUCCCAGAGACCAUUUUCCCCCUUUAAUCUUUGGUUAAAUCUUUCUGAAUGACACCUUGUUUCAUGGGGUGAUCCAGGGAACCAGACUAGUUGAGGUGAAGAGGCUCUCGUUUCCUGCUAGAUGACCACCGUUAAGGCCAGAGCCUUCUUUCAGAGGCAGUGCUGCUGACAUCUCUGUAAGGCUUGUAGGACAAGCACUGUGGACCUCACCUCACACACACUGCUGAAAUCUCUGAGUAACACACUCUGGUUUUAAACCUUUGGCUCUGUUCUUGGUUAGCACAUCGUAGCAUUUAUUAAAAGGUUAGUCCACACCCCAAACACGACAGCGGUAUUGUGAUGCCUCAGAAGCUUGAAAGCAGAGAGCCCAACUACACUCAAACUGUACACUUGUACCAGCCUCCUGGGCCUGAGAACAGCCAGACAGGGCCGUCCAGACAGCCAGGGCCGUCCGGACAGACAGGGCCGUCCGUCCGGACAGGGCCGUCCGGACAGACAGGGCCGUCCGGACAGCCAGGGCCGUCCGGCCAGACAGGGCCGUCCGGCCAGACAGGGCCGUCCAGACAGACAGGGCCGUCCAGACAGACAGGGCCGUCCAGACAGACAGGGCCGUCCAGACUGCCCCUCGCUACAUGACUCACCUCUGCACGCAGGCUGGGGGCCAGGGAGGAGACGUGUUCAAAGUGCUGUCACAUGGUCAAUUUAUCUUUUCUGGGAAACCACCCCUGUUUGUUUGUGUCUGCAGGUUUCUGUUGAGUACUUCUCCCCCUCUCUCCUAGAGUGACAACUUUCUUUUGUGUUCUAUAACGAGAAUCAGUUUUUAGAAUGAGAACCACACGUGUUUCUGUUGUUGUUUUUUUAAUGAGAACUUCAAGUGUGUUAGAACUAUAACCUACGUUUGUGUUCUUGAACGCAGGUGUGGGUGUAGAGUACUAGAAUGUUAACCAACCUGUUCUAGAAGGAGAAUGUCUUUGUGUGGUAUCUCGGUUGCCAGGGUUACAUCAUUGUGGCACUGGGUGGCCAUGUCGGAGCUGAUCCUUGGUUCUAGAUCCCAGAUCCUGGGUUCAGGUCUGACUGCAUUCCAGAAUAGAAACGACUGGAAAGUUUGUUAGGGUUUGUUAGUCUUCUUCCAGUGCCUUCUCUUACCAGGCCAGACGUGUGCCUUUGGCGUUCCCGUGGAGACGAGGGGCUGGUGGCGUUAGGGAGGGAGGGGGGGGCGACCUGAUGACACAGUCCCGUCAGACACCUCGCAUGGCCCGCAGGCCACGUCCUGCUUUAGGGUCAGGAUCAGGGUUAUUAGGGUCAGGAUCAGG
Molecule: messenger RNA, 2216 nt
Organism: Osmerus eperlanus (European smelt)
Lineage: Eukaryota; Metazoa; Chordata; Actinopteri; Osmeriformes; Osmeridae
Gene: rhoca
Product: ras homolog family member Ca
Exons: 4
Coding region: 3-584 (193 amino acids)
Biological process (GO): Rho protein signal transduction; stress fiber assembly
Cellular component (GO): cytosol; dendritic spine; cleavage furrow
Molecular function (GO): protein kinase binding; GTP binding; GTPase activity
Source: RefSeq, a predicted model, not a curated record